Messenger RNA from Dermacentor andersoni, 531 nucleotides. NCBI's taxonomy places the organism in Eukaryota, Metazoa, Arthropoda, Arachnida, Ixodida, Ixodidae. The record is from RefSeq and is a predicted model, not a curated record.
AUGCUCAGGCGUGAGCCGGACGACCAGACGUUCGAUGGACCUAGCGCUAGCGCUGCCGUCACCCUGUCUGCCGUCAUGGCCUGUGCCGUCGCUGGAGGACUCCUAGGUGGCUACGGCCUUGGAGGCGGCUAUGGCUUGGGAUAUGGUGGAGGCUACGGUGGAGGUUAUGGCUACGGCGGAGGCUACGGCGGAGGCGUCGGUGGAGCUGGCCUUGGUGGUGUAGGUAUCGGCAGCAGCGUCGCUCUUCUUAGCGGAGGGCCUCCAUUUGCCAAGGCCGUGGCUGGACCAGCCUUUGUGGUCAGGACCAUUCACCAUGUCAACAAAGUCAGCGGCGGAGGAGCCCUGCUCGCUCACUCGGGCCUCGGCGGUGGAUACGGUGGCGGCUACGGAUAUGGUGGCGGCUACGGAUAUGGUGGUGGCUACGGAUAUGGUGGUGGCUACGGCGGCGGGUAUGGAUAUGGCCUCUACGGCUACAAAGGCUAACUUUCAUCAUUACCUGCUUAGUAGUGCAAUUUUCAUCACUGAAGACGG